AUGGCAGAUUUAAAGAUUUUGAAGUUGAUGCCAUUGUGGUAUGAGAAUGCAAGCUACGGAAUUCUGAUUUCUACAAUUGCAGAACAAUUAUCGAUUGAUACAUCAGAUAAAAUUGUAGAAAUCAAAUACAUUGUGAACGACAAUUGUCCUCCAAUAGAGAUUAGGAAUGAUAUGGGGGGUCGUGUGUAUAUGGAGACCAAAAAGGAGAAUAAGAACUUAGGUUCGUAUCCUUUAUGUAUAAGCGUAAGAGAUUUUAAUAUGGAAUUGGCAAUCACCAACGAUAGCACAAGUGCAGGUUCGUCUGGAUCCCUAAACUUACUUGAAUUUCCAUCCUCACCAGCUACAGAGGAAUAUCAAAGUGAAAUAAUAACUAAAUCUACGCAAACAUAUAUUGAAGAAGGACAAGUUUAUCAGGACAAGCAAACUGUAGCUGCUGCAAUGAAGAAUUUUUCUGUGAUGCACAAGUUCCAGUUCAGAGUAAAAAGAUCUAGUCAUAGAAGCUACUGCCUUAUAUGUGUUGCUGAAAACUGUAAAUGGCACUUCAAGGCAACGUCAAUUAAUGAUUCGGUAAUAUUCAAGAUAAGGAGUUUCAGCCGACAACACACAUGCUCCUUAUUAGACGAAACAUUCAUACAGCGCAAAUGUACUGCAGCUGUAGUUGGUAGCAUGGUCGUUCCAAAGUAUUGUGAUCCUAAGACUGUUUACACACCAAAGGACAUACAAACUGACGUGUUAUCCGAACAUGGACUGAACCUAAGCUACAUGCAAGCAUGGAGAGCCAAGGAAAAGGCUUUACAAUUUUUGAGAGGGAAUCCGUCUGACUCCUACAGCAAACAAUUACCCAAAUAUUUUUAUAUUCUUGAGGAGACUUAUCCUGGUUUUGUUGUUAAAUUGAAGAAGGCAGCAGAUGAUUGCUUCUUAUACGCAUUUGUUGCUCUUUGUACUAUAUUUCCCUUGGCAUAUGCUGUGGUUGAUUCUGAAAACGACGCGUCUUGGAAGUGGUUCUUUGAGCAAUUCAAGGAGGCAUAUGGUGAAAGACCUUCAAUGUGUGUUGUUUCAGAUAGGAAUGAGAGUAUACUGAAGGCAACAUCAAUUGUCUAUCCGGGCAUGCCACACUACUCUUGCAUGUGGCAUAUUUGGACAAAUAUAAGGUCCAAAUUCAAGAAGGGACAUUUACAAUUACAUGAAUUGUACUUUGCUACAGCACGGUCAUACACUCUGGAUGAAUUUAAUAAAAGGAUGUUGAAGAUUGAAGAGGUAGACCCGCGUGUGAAAUCUUACCUAUAUGAUAUUGGCUAUCAUAGAUGGACAAGAGUACAUGCAACGGUGAAUAGAACUUUUACUAUGACAUCAAACAUUGUCGAGUCGUUGAAUGCUGUAACAAAAGAGGCAAGAGAGCUGCCAAUAUAUGAUCUAUUAGAGUAUAUGAGGACGCUUCUUGAACGUUGGACGAAAGAGAAGUUAUUGAAGGCAAAGGGUACUUUCACAUGCCUUGGGUACAAAUUCAACAAAGAAUUGGAUGAAAACAAUAUAUUAUCUCAGAAACUAAGGGUGAGGGCUUCAACAAAUCAUUUAUAUACUGUGUUAGAUGGUGUGAAGCGGUACAUUGUGUGUCUAGAAACCAAGAAAUGUAGCUGCGGAAAAUUUCAACUUGAUGAACUUCCAUGUGCGCAUGCUUUGGCAGCAUUAAGGCAUAGGAAGGAAACAUACGAAAACUAUUGCUCUCCGUAUUACACAAGGAAGAGCCUUCUGCUUACCUAUGAAAUGCCAGUAAAUCCUCUUCCUGAUGAAAGCAAAUGGGAUGUGCCACAAUAUAUUUUGGAUGAGGUAGUAAAGCCACCAGCGGGAGAUAAAAGGCAGCCAGGGAGACCUCACAAGGAAAGAUAUAAAACAUUUGAUGAAAUAAAGUCAGAGAAGUACAAGGUGUCAUGUGGAAAUUGUGGAGGUGAAGGGCAUACCAAAAGAACUUGCAAGAAUGCGCCCAAAAAGAAAUGA
Molecule: messenger RNA, 1995 nt
Organism: Nicotiana tabacum (common tobacco)
Lineage: Eukaryota; Viridiplantae; Streptophyta; Magnoliopsida; Solanales; Solanaceae
Molecular function (GO): zinc ion binding; nucleic acid binding
Source: RefSeq, a predicted model, not a curated record